This is a messenger RNA of Lingula anatina, 1245 nucleotides long. Its product is annotated as type I iodothyronine deiodinase-like. The record is from RefSeq and is a predicted model, not a curated record. Lineage: Eukaryota; Metazoa; Brachiopoda; Lingulata; Lingulida; Lingulidae.
UCACAACGUGCAAUGUCUUGCCCCAGUUAUCAGCAUGUGCCCUCUUUAAAUCUUUGUACACAAUGAUUUGCUGUUUUAUGCUACGUCUCUUCCUUUCUACCCGGUAUAUAAAGGGCCUACAUGUGGUCUGCACAGGUAACGCUGUUUUACGUGAAGUUUGAGAGCACAUGGGCCAGGCUGGCUGAAUGUGAGGUCAAAUAUUCCAACGGCAUGACUGGCAUAUGUUUAUUUGCACAGCACCACGACUUGAAAUAGACGCUUGGGCCUGCGGGUUUCUUUUUGUGCGGUAAUAUUAUAGCUUACAAGCGCUUCGGGCUUUUUCCAUUCAAAAUGCCUUCACUUUCAAAAAAGAUUGUGAAAUUCUUCGUGAUCAGCAUUCAAGCAGCGUUCACACUGAUUAUAGGCCUCUUUAUUCCGAAUUUUGUAAAACGUUUCAUAGUGCGACGCAGUUUUAGGAAUGAGAAAAACCCCAAAAUGGUCGAAGUUUUUACAGAUAUCGAUGGAUUUGCGUCCUCCUUGUUCACGUGGACACAAGUCUCUCAACGCUGGCAGAGGCAGAUGCAGUUUCUUUUCUCAACGGCAGACAAGGGUAAUUACGCGCCUAAUGUCCCACUUUUCCGCCUGAAAGACAGAUCGAAAUGUCGUCUGCUUGAUUUUGCCAAACCGGGGCGCCCUCUGGUGCUCAACUUUGGAAGCUGUACCUGACCCCCGUUCAUAGCAAAAUUGGACGCCUUCAAGGAGUUGGUGACCAAAUUUGCCGAUAUCGCUGACUUUAUCACUAUCUACAUCCAGGAGGCGCACCCAUUUGAAGGAUGGUAUGUCGCCUCAAAAUAUAACUUGCACCAUCAUAAAACUUUGGAAGAUCGUUUUCAAGCGGCGGCCAUGUUGGAGGGAGAAAACCUGCCCUGCCCAUUACUUGUUGAUACUAUGGAGGAAGCCGCGCAGAUUGCUUACGCUGCGCUACCUGAGAGGUUGUACAUCAUCAAAGAUGGACGGGUUGCAUACGAAGGGGGGUUUGGACCUGAAAACUACAAGUUGGAGGAAGUUGAGGCAUGGUUGCAAUCAUAUUAGGCGAUACCUGUUAUAUACGUUGUAUGCAGUGCAUGUCUAUUCAAGUAAACACAGAAGUUAACUGAUAGAUUUCAAUGACAAAAAUUUAAAAGAACGCUAAAACCACGAACCUAUCCAUCGACGAACCGAAAGUUAGCACAGUACUGACAUGUUCAAGUACCAUUAUAUCCCCUA